AUGAUGACUACACCACUUUCUCACUUUCACGACUGCGAUUCAUCUGCUUCUGCUGCUGUCAAACCCUUUCGCCACUAUGGCAACCCUACUCACCAUGUCGCCGCUACGGGCAAGGCUGGCCGUUCAAGCUGGAAAGCUCUACCAAGAGACAUUCGUCUGCAGGAGAUGUCUCACCCAGCAAGCCAAAGCCACCCCUCCGAAGACCUUCAAAUCGACACGACAAACGCCAUUCUUGACUGCUUUUCGCCAGUCUCAGUCAAGAGCACAAAGUUCGGCGACCGCUCCUUCCAACACAUCGCCCCUGGCUGCCCUAGGCCGCAACAUAGGCGCGACAUCCCGUCCGACGAUCCAGACGGCAUCUUCGACGUCCUCUUUCCCAGCGACCAGUUCAAAUUCUGUCGCAUACUGGCUACUGGGAUCUGCAGUCAGCGUCUUUGGGAUCGUGAUCUUUGGUGGCCUUACGAGACUCACUGA
This is a messenger RNA of Ramularia collo-cygni, 474 nucleotides long. RefSeq lists its product as uncharacterized. The transcript has a single exon. NCBI's taxonomy places the organism in Eukaryota, Fungi, Ascomycota, Dothideomycetes, Mycosphaerellales, Mycosphaerellaceae. Bases 1 to 474 code for a protein of 157 amino acids. The record is from RefSeq and is a predicted model, not a curated record.